UAAUAAAGUAAUCUCGUGGCAUUUUAAAGGUCUAAUUAAAGAGACUGUAUACUUUUAUUGCAAGAAAGUAUUAAAGAUAAACCGCGCAUUUUUUUACUUUGAUGUAAUAAUAAGGACUUGAACAAUUUACGUAAAGCUUUAUAUUAUAUGAAUGGUGCAAAUUAACAGGAACACAAAUUUUAUGAUAAAGUAGGUUUAGGUUCGCCGAGGUUUUGUACUAGCUAUGUUGAGUUACGGAGCUCUCGUUUCCAUUAUCUUAAUACUAGCUCUUUCCGAUGGAUACAUUUUAAAUAAACAUAGAAAGAAUAAAUUAAAUGGAUUGCAUAAAAAUGUUGAAACUUUAAGAGCUGAGUCUACUCUAGUCUUAUCCCAUGUACUUUUUAGACACGGAAAUCGCACACCUGAACUCUCAGAACUUUAUCCUAAGGAUCCCUGGUUAAAUUAUACAUACUUUCCACUUCAACAUGGUCAGUUAACUAAUGCUGGAAAGGUUAGAGAGUACUCCAUAGGUACUCAACUUCGUGAUAGAUAUGACACGUUUUUAGGACCCCUUUACAUUCCGGACCUAAUAGAUUCCAGAAGUACAGACCGCAAUAGAACAAAAAUGUCUCUUUUGUUAGUUUUGGCUAGUCUGUUUCCGCCAAAGUGCUCAGAAGUAUGGAAUCCAGCUUUAAAUUGGCAGCCUAUACCAUAUAAUUACGUGCCAGAAAAAGAUGAUACGGUUCUUUACGGAAUCUCCUGCCCAACUUACAAGAUUCAAUACGAAGAAGUUCAACACUCACCGGAACUUAUUGCGGAGUACAACGAGUACGCUGACAAUUUCACAUAUUUCUCAGAAAAUUCAGGCCUUAACGUAACUAGAUAUCAAGAUAUAUACGAUGUGUAUUUUGGGCUAUCGACAGAAGAAGAGUAUGGAUUGGAAUUACCUGAAUGGACUAAGAAAGUGUGGCCAGAUUUUGUAAACGAGAUCGCAUUUAAGCAGUAUGAGGUUUAUACGAAAACAACUACACUUAAGAAAAUGGCAGCAGGUUACCUAAUUCAAAAAAUUAUUGUUGAUACAGAAAAGUUAAUUAACAAGGAAAACAAUGACACUAGACUCUAUUUGUAUUCUGCCCACGAAAACAAUAUUGGGCAGCUAUUCGCUACACUGGAUCUAUUUGAAUACCCACAUAUCCCCACGUACGGCUCCUUCGUCUUAUUUGAAGUGCACAAUAUAAAUAAUACAUACGGAUUCAAAAUAUACUAUCAAAAUUAUAAUGGCACCGCUACACCAAAGUUAUUAAAGCUUCCCGCCUGCGAUGAAUUCUGCCCGCUUGACACUUUUAAAACAUUGGUAGCAGAAAUUAUACCAGAGGAUGGACUAUGUGGAAAUUAAUAAAUAAAAGAUAUAAUGUAUAACGUGGAUUUGUUUUUUGAAAGAAAAUAUAUUUUUUCAGCAAUA
Anthonomus grandis grandis is the source of this 1441-nucleotide messenger RNA. Its product is annotated as venom acid phosphatase Acph-1-like. The coding region runs from base 224 to 1375 and encodes 383 amino acids. The transcript has 7 exons. Lineage: Eukaryota; Metazoa; Arthropoda; Insecta; Coleoptera; Curculionidae. Gene Ontology annotation, molecular function: phosphatase activity. Gene Ontology annotation, biological process: dephosphorylation. The record is from RefSeq and is a predicted model, not a curated record.